Molecule: messenger RNA, 1889 nt
Organism: Pomacea canaliculata
Lineage: Eukaryota; Metazoa; Mollusca; Gastropoda; Architaenioglossa; Ampullariidae
Exons: 9
Coding region: 16-1269 (417 amino acids)
Molecular function (GO): oxidoreductase activity
Source: RefSeq, a predicted model, not a curated record
CACACCUGUCGUUAAAUGGCUAGCGGGCCUUUGACUGCCAGGUGUUCAGCCGCCCAUUGCUUGCAGACCGUCAAUCGAGGACGACCGCCAUCCUCUACCUGCGGCGCUGGGAGUUGCUGGCAAAACCUUCUGAAUAGGUCUUAUCAUCAACAAGAAAACAAGAUGGCGAGCACAGUCCCUGAAGCUUCAAAAUGCUCGUCGGUGUUCCUAGGCAAGACCGGGCUAACGGUUUCCAACCUUUGUCUGGGGACGAUGACCUUUGGAAAGUCGCCAUUUGGAUUCCUGCAAGGAAACAUUGAUGAAGAGACAUCCUGCCAGCUGAUAGAUCGCUUUGAGGACUGGGGAGGCUACUUCAUAGACACGGCGGACUUCUAUGGCCCCAAGUUGUCCGAGUCAAUCGUGGGGAACUGGCUUCAAAAAAAGGAUCGGGAGAGGUUUGUCAUCGCCACCAAGGUUCGUUUUUCCAUCGACCCCUCCGACCCCAACAAGGUGGGACUCAGCCGCCGACACAUCACACGUGCCGUGGAGGAGAGUCUGGGCCGUCUACAGACAGACUUCAUCGACCUUUACCAGACUCACCUGUGGGACAACGCCGUGCCCCUGGAGGAGACCUUACGCACCUUGAACGACCUGGUGAGGUGUGGCAAGGUGCGCUACCUGGGGGCCUGCAACCUGUCGGGGUGGCAGCUACAGAAGUGGAUUCAGGUGCAGGAAAAGCUGGGACUGGAACCUGUUGUCUCCCUUCAGCAACACUACAGUCUCAAAGAGCGGGCAUCCGAGUGGGAAGCCUUUCAGGUUUGCAAAGGCAACGGUCUGGGAGUGUUGCCAUGGAGUCCAUUGAGCGGGGGAUUGCUGGCAGGUAAGGUCAGCCGGGACAAGCCCCCAGAGACCGGUCGCUUGGCUGAAGCUGCACAAACGGGUGGGCACAAUGACGGUGCUCCGGACUGGAAGAAACUGCAAGCAGACGAACAGCUGUGGAACAUUCUGGACGUCACCAAGCGCAUCGCAGCCAAGCAUGGUAAGAGUCAGGCCCAGGUGGCCAUUCGCUGGCUGCUGCAGAAAGACAUCGUCGCUUCUGUCAUCAUCGGCGCGCGCACUGUACAGCAGCUGGACAGCAACAUGGCCGUCGCAACCGGGUGGGCACUGACACCGGAAGAGAUGGCAGAGCUGGACAAGGUGUCGCAGCCCGACAAACCCUACCCCUACAGUAUGGCAGACAUGUUCAUGGGGGAUCGCGUCAACCCCUUCAACCCUCCACUGACCCUCUAAGUUUUCUGAACAUUCUACAAAUAUGUUUCUGUGUAAUCAACGUUUGUUUGUUGUGAAAUUAGUGCAGUUUGUCUUAGUUUUCUGCGUUUGUUGUAAGAAUAUUUAACUGACUCUGAUCAUGGACAGUGUUGAACUAUUUCAGCUUAUCUACAGGAAACGUUUGACUUUGUGGCAUAAGCAGUAAAUUCUAACAGAAUGAAAUGGACUUUUAAAUCAUGAUAUUUAAUACAAAAUAAAACUUUAUAUUUUCUACGUUUAUCCGACACUGAUCUCACGUGACUGUCAUCAUGCAUGGUCGUGACAACAUAUUUCUGAUUGUUGUGCUUUGUGUGUUUAAUAUGUCAAGAAAACAAAGUUUAUGCGUCUAAAAUGUUUGGUUUAUUCAUUCUAUAAGAAGCUGGUCGAUGUUUGUAAAAUGGUCUUCAAUCAGAGUCAGCGGAUUGCUAUGAUUCUCACAAGAAGACCAACUAAGGGACAAAAUACAUAAACACCAAUAUGUUAGAAAACUCUAGCACCAGGUGAGUCUGGCCUCGUAAGAAAGGCGAUAAACCUGUGUCCUAGGUCUGUCCUGUAUCCCAAAUUUGAAUAAAGAAACAUUUUGUAAUCAUCAAGGCAGUCUC